AGUAAAUGUAAAUGCAAACGAUAGUACUUUCACUGUAUGAAAAGAAGAUCAGUGUUAAUCCUUUUUAAUUUUGAAGGGUUGUAGGUUGUAGUUCGCUAAUUGCGCCUGUCGCUCGUUUCAUCUGUACUGCAAAGCGCAGCUGGCCUUGGAUUUCUGAGCAAAUAAUCGUUCGAGCUGGGUUACGUUAGAUGUAACCAAAAAUGAAAGCAAAAAUGAUUGCUAGAAAAAUGUAAAAAUCAUAUACAUAUUAUGUGUUUUUUCGUUAAAAUGUUCUCUCGAAUAUCUGUAAUGUUACUAAUGUCUAUUAAAAAUUGCAUUUUAAAAAUUUUAAACGCGGUUGAACGAGAUCCAUAAUUAAAAAUUGUUUGCAAAGGAAUGGCAAUGGCAAGUGGUACUGAAGGUAGCAGAUUGAGUACCAACGCAAAUUCUGCAAUAGCAACGUUUGCAAGUGCUGUUUCUCUUAAAUCCAUAGAAGUUCCGCAAUUCCUUCAGAAUGGUGAAAAAUUUAUUAAAUGGGAGGAGGAUUCUGGAAUUGGUACGCCGGUUACAUUGCGAGUUGAUAAAUACGGUUUUUAUCUUCAUUGGAUUGAUCAAAAUAACGAAAUGAACUUGUUGGAUAUUGCUACAAUUAAAGAUACACGGACGGGCAGAAAUGCUAAGAUUCCUAAGGAUCCUAAGUUAAGACAAAUAGUUACUAUGGGUUCCCAAGAUACUUUAGAAGAAAAAACAGUAUCGGUGUGUUGGGCAAGCGAUUUUGUUAAUAUUACGUUUAUUAAUUUUUGUUGUACUAAAAUGGAUAUCGCCAAACAGUGGUGCGACGCUCUCAUGAGUUUGGCAUAUAAUUUAACACAAUUUAUUUCAAACGCCGAUGUGUAUUUGCUUAAAGCUUACACGAAAUUGAUUCUUUUAGUAGACAAGUCCGGGAAAAUACCAAUAAAGAAUAUCAUCAAAAUUUUUGCUUCGAACAAGGAGGAUAAAAAGCGGGUCGAGAAAGCCUUGGAUAUUUCGGGAUUACCAUCUGGAAAAAACGAUGGUAUUAGUUCAGAAAAAUUUCAGUUCGAGGAUUUUUUUAAUUUAUACAAAAAUCUAACCCAAAGAACAGAAGUCGAACGAAUAUUUAACGAAUUGAUUGGAACUCCGAAAAAGCACAAUAUGUCUGCUACACAACUUGUAGAAUUUUUAAACAAAACUCAGCGAGAUCCCCGUCUAAACGAAAUACUGUACCCGUAUGUUAACGUAAUCCACGCUAAGGAUAUUAUCGCACAAUAUGAACCCAAUAAAUACAACGUACAAAAAGGCCAGUUAUCUUUUGAUGGUUUCCUGAGGUACCUUAUAUCUACAGACAACAAUAUUAUUGCACAAAGCUGCUUCGAUCUGACCAAUGAAAUGGAUCAUCCUUUACCACACUAUUUCAUAAAUUCCUCCCAUAAUACUUAUCUUACUGGUCACCAGCUUACCGGAAAAUCUAGCGUGGAAAUUUAUAGACAGUGUUUACUGGCUGGAUGUAGAUGCGUCGAGCUGGAUUUUUGGAACGGCCGAACCGAUGAGCCUGUCAUCGUUCAUGGUUAUACUUUUGUUCCUGAAAUUUCGGCGAAAGAUGUUCUAGAAGCAAUAGCAGAAAGUGCUUUUAAAACAUCCGAUUAUCCAGUAAUUCUUUCCUUCGAAAACCACUGCAAUCCACGACAACAAGCCAAAAUUGCUAACUACUGCCGCGAUAUUUUUGGAGAUAUGUUACUUGACCAACCGUUAGAGACUCAUAAAUUAGAACCAGGUGUUCCACUUCCAUCACCUACAGUUUUAAAACGAAAAAUUAUAAUUAAGAACAAGAAGAAACACCACCACCAUAAAAAAGUACAGUCACUGAGUAUUGAUGUAAUGACGGGAAAUGGGGGGGAUACAAUUUCCUCUAUGCAUGCACCUUUGUUACAACUACAAGCAAGACAGGAAUCUAAGGACUCGACGGGAACCGAAGAUGAAAAUUCUUCUUCAGACGAAGAACCUUUAAACAUCGAAAUUCCGUCGAAUCAACCAGGUUCAACAGCCGAAGCUUCUUUAGAAGUAAAAUCCGCUCCAACUAAAGAAACAGAAGCUGGAGCCGAAAUUUCAGCUCUUGUAAAUUAUAUACAACCUGUCCACUUUUCUAGCUUUGAAAACGCAGAAAAAAAAAAGCGUAGUUAUGAAAUGUCAUCGUUUGAUGAAAAGCAAGCAAUGACUUUAUUAAAAGAACAUCCUGUAGAAUUUGUCAACUACAACAAGAAUCAAUUGAGUAGAGUUUAUCCGGCAGGAACGAGGUUUGAUUCGUCUAAUUUUAUUCCUCAAGUGUUUUGGAAUGCAGGAUGUCAACUUGUGGCUCUCAAUUUUCAAACACUAGAUCUAGGGAUGCAGUUGAAUUUGGGGUUUUUCGAAUACAAUUUCAGAACUGGUUACAUUUUAAAACCGGAAUUCAUGAGGAGACAAGACAGGCGCUUAGACUUAUUCGCAGAAUCCACCAUCGACGGCGUUAUUGCCGGAACCGUAGAAAUUACUGUGAUUUCAGGACAAUUUUUGACUGACAAAAGGGUCGGAACUUAUGUUGAGGUAGAAAUGUAUGGCCUACCAGCAGAUACUGUGCGUAAAAAAGUACGCACCAAGACAAUUGCUAACAACGGAAUAAACCCUAUUUAUGAUGAAGAUCCCUUUGUUUUUAAAAAAAUUGUUUUACCCGAACUCGCCUCUUUGCGAAUAGCAGCCUAUGAAGAAUCUGGUAGACUAAUUGGUCACAGAAUUUUACCAGUCGUGGGACUUUGUCCCGGUUAUAGACACGUUAGCCUAAGAACAGAGUUCGGUCAACCAUUACCGUUGGCAACUCUAUUUUUUUAUAUUGUUGUAAAAGAUUAUGUACCUGACGGCCUGACCGAUUUAGCCGAAGCGCUGGCAAAUCCUAUCAAAUAUCAAAGCGAUUUAGAAAAAAGGUCCAGACAGUUAGCAGUUCUUACAGAUGAGAUGGACGCUGCACAAACGGGAAUAUCAGCAGUUAAUAAAGAGGAAAACAAAAACAAAGACAUUUUAAAUAAAUCUAAUCAAGAAAAUAUUCCUACCAGUAAUUCCACAACUCAACAAGCAAAUAACCGAAAUGCAAUAGAAAUACCUCUUGAAACUUCUCAGUCAAUCACAGAACAAAGUACAGCUGCGUCAAAAUCACCCGAUGUUAUUGUAAACGAAGAGGUUUCAGCGGAGACCCUAGAAAAAAUUUUGGAAAAUAAAUACGUGAAAGAAAAGAAAGUCGAGUUAGAUAGAAAAAUAGAAAACUUGCGAAAAAAGUACGAAAAACGAAAAUUUUCCGUACAAGCUUUCAAGUCUAACGAAAGUUGUGAAAAAAGGAGUAAAAUUAUGAACAUAAAACUUGUGAAACGUUUAUCAAAUAAAAAUAUAGUGAGUAGUGGAUUAUUUACAAUGGAUUCUUCAAAUGUAGAAUCCGCAGCAAGCGCAGAAGAAGUGACAGAAUCGAGUACUAGCGAAUCUAUCAAGCCGCCCCCCUAUCUGUUACGCAGUAAACCAGAAAAGUUACUCGAAAUCACUAAAGAAUAUGUAUUACAAGAAAAAGAACUAAGAGAAAAAUACCACGAAAUUAUUUUCAAUACUGCAGAGAGAAUUAUGAAAACUUCACAGUCUGAGCAGCUAAAAGCACUAAAGAAUCAAAUGGAAAGAGAAACGUCUGAACUAAUGAAAAAACUCCAAGCCGAUCGUAGGGAAGAAGUCAAGUCGUUGGCAAAAAAACAUCGCGAUAGAGACGAAUUUAUAAGGAUGAAACGAGAAGUUGCCAUUGCCGUUGUAGAUCGAGGUGUUAUUGAAAGAGAGAGGCUCGAACAAACCUACGACCAACGUAAAAACGAGCUCGAUAAGCAACACGAAACAGUAAGACAAGCCUUAAUAGAGUACAAAGUAAAAGUAAGUUUACUGCUGUACAUAUAAUAAAAAAAGGAUUAUUAAUGUAUCUG
Molecule: messenger RNA, 3977 nt
Organism: Agrilus planipennis (emerald ash borer)
Lineage: Eukaryota; Metazoa; Arthropoda; Insecta; Coleoptera; Buprestidae
Gene: Plc21C
Product: 1-phosphatidylinositol 4,5-bisphosphate phosphodiesterase classes I and II
Exons: 14
Coding region: 376-3951 (1191 amino acids)
Biological process (GO): phosphatidylinositol-mediated signaling; lipid metabolic process
Molecular function (GO): phosphatidylinositol-4,5-bisphosphate phospholipase C activity; calcium ion binding
Source: RefSeq, a predicted model, not a curated record